AUGUCUACCUCUACAUCUCUUCCAAACCCUGACAACAGCGAUCGCGACACACCGUCCUUCAAAGCCGCAGACGCAAUCCUCCAGGCCGGCAGCUCGGCCUUCAUCGCUGCACCCGCCCAAAAGGUCUGGGAAACUGUGAUCGACACAUCAACAUGGCCAGAAUGGAAUUCCUUCGUUCCCCGAGUGACAGUCUACUCUCAACCCGAUAGCGAUGCCAAUGAUACACUCUCACCCAUCCUCCAACUCGGCACAAAGAUGACCUUCCACGCUCGCAUGGAUCCUACAUCCACCAAGCCCCAGAAGUCAACCGAUACUGGACUCAUUGUUACGGUAUUCUCGCCUCCAAAUGCAGAGACUGGUGCAACGGGGCGUAUUGUUUGGGCAUUUGACCCCGAUGCGGCAACCACCUACUCUCCUUCGCUUUUAGCCGUGGAGCGACAGCAUGAAGUGCGUCAAGUUGAGGGAGGAACGGAGCUUCGGAACUGGGAGAAUAUGGUCGGGUGGUUGGCCUAUGUUGUUAGGUGGAUGUAUAAGAAGCAGUUGGAUGUGAAUUUUGAGAUGUGGUCUGUUGAGCUGAAGAAGUUUCUUGAGGGAGAAGGGAAUUAA
Molecule: messenger RNA, 606 nt
Organism: Penicillium malachiteum
Lineage: Eukaryota; Fungi; Ascomycota; Eurotiomycetes; Eurotiales; Aspergillaceae
Product: SRPBCC domain-containing protein
Exons: 1
Coding region: 1-606 (201 amino acids)
Source: RefSeq, a predicted model, not a curated record